This is a messenger RNA of Anastrepha obliqua, 3385 nucleotides long. RefSeq lists its product as uncharacterized. Lineage: Eukaryota; Metazoa; Arthropoda; Insecta; Diptera; Tephritidae. The record is from RefSeq and is a predicted model, not a curated record. The transcript is spliced from 3 exons. Bases 309 to 2963 code for a protein of 884 amino acids. Gene Ontology annotation, molecular function: protein dimerization activity.
AAAAAUUCAAAUCUGCUGCCACAUUUUGUAUCCUUACAUAAAUAGUGUUUUAAAAGUCUCGAUAAUCACGGAAAUGUAAAAUAAUCGGUACUAUUAUCGACGGACUUCCACCUCAAUCCAAAAGAAGUUUCGCGAUAACAAUUACCGACGCAUUAGAGAACAGAAUUUCUCCAAAAAUAUAAAAUAGGCAACGAAAAAUUAAUAAUUACCAGGCGCUUAAUAUACCAAACGAUUAUCAGGAAUAAAUAAAUUUCGAGCUUCACUAAGUUUAUUGAAAUACUUGGAAAAGUUAAAACACAUACGCAAAAAUGGCUAUGCCCAAUUUAUCUCACGCCGACUUGGAAAAAUUGAAAUUUUUCAUAAAUUUUGUUUCUGAAAAUCCAACCGUGCUUAAUUUGCCUCAGCUGCAGUUUGUAAAGGAUUUUGUGGAAAAAUUGGGCGGCAAAGUACCGGCAGGUGAAUUCAAGUUGCCUACUGGUUCUGCUGGAGGAAAAUGCCCAUUUGGUGGGGAUGCAAGUGGUGGCGGUGCAAGUGAAGCUUCUAGUGGUAUGAAUGUUGAUGAAUCGGAAGAGUCAGAUUUGGAAGGUUCCGAGCCGGAAUCGGAGGUCGAAUUAGAUAUGGAAGCCAAAACAAAUUCUGAACGGGAAAAGCAGGAAAAGGGAUCGGAUUGGACACCGCCUUCUACUGCUUAUGACAAUUUUAUCAAUACAAGCACAGUCUACCUCGAAGAAACGAAGGGGAUAAAAAAAAAGAGUAUAAAAACUGAGCGCGAACACUCUGCUGAAUCUAGUACUGACGAAGAUGAUGGAGAAGAGUAUGAUUGCCCAGUGGAAGCAGUUUAUGGCACUGAUGAAGAGGAUCCUAUCAAAACCAAUGUCGGCUCAGUUGUCAUGAAAUGUGAAGUAGAUAGUGAUUUUGAAAACGAAGAUUUCCGUGAUGAAAACUACAAAGAGGAUGAUGAUGGCGAUACUGAAAGCGACGAUUCCGACUUGCGUGUCCCAGCCCGCAGACAAACACGAAGUUGUAGAAGCGGCAUGCGCACCCGGAAAGGAAGGCGAUUGCGCAAAUGUCGGAAUGUCUUCAGAGAAUAUAAGCCUGAUAAAAAAUUGCGUAAACCAAAACCAGUGGGUUGUACUGGAAAAUGCAAAAAACAGUGUGCUAGAAUUGAUGCGGAACAGCGAAUGAAAUUGUGUAGAGAAUUCUGGGAACUAGGCUUUGUAGAACGAAAAAACUAUUUGUUAACAUGCAUCGAGCGCAAACCACUUGGUAAGAUGCGCAUAAUAAAAAGAGUUAAGGAAGCACGCCAGCACACAAAUCAUUAUUUCAUGCCUACCAGCGAUGGCGAACGCGUACGGGUCUGCUUGGACUUCUUCCUGAAAACUUUGGUUAUAAGUGCUUUCCUGGUGAAAGACGCGCUGGAGAAUAACGAUGGUAAUGGUAAAUAUACUGGGGUAGACUUGCGUGGAGGUAGCGGUGAAGGAAGGCGAAUUAAAAAUGAAAUAUCAAAACAACGACGUGAAGAUGCCGUAAAAGUAGGCACGUCUGCAACCACAGAAAACUCCGGCAUUGAUUCAACCACAGAAGGCAAGACAAAGUCUCUUACAGAGGAAGUAACAGUUAAUGAAAUUGAAAUGCAGGGAUUGAUAAAAGACGAAACAUCUAAGACGAAUGAAUCAAAAGAACUGCCUAUGACGGGAGAAACUUCUGUGAAAGCUUCUAUUCCUCCUAUAAAUCCGAACGAAAGCAACAAGCAAACGGUAAGUCCAGUUGUUGCGCAGACUGAACCUUUAGUAUCCGUUGAAAAACCAAAACCCAUAAAUCGCGCUAGUAGAAAAGGAAUACCAGUUAAAAAAGAUCGCGUACCACAGCCGGUGAAUUGCGCCGAAUCGUGCAAAUUUAAAUGCCACACAAAAUUUACCGAGGAGCAACGUGCAAUGUUGUGUGCGGCAUUUUGGCGCUUAGGUUACAAGAGACGCAAAGAUUUCGUAUUGUCACGCGUUGAAGUACAUGAAAACACAAGUACGACCGCGGCGGAAUAUCGAAAAACGAACCGAGUACGCACAUUUACAAAUCGCUAUUUUCUACGUGGUGAACGUGGUGAAAAUGUGCGCGUCUGUUCGCGAUUCUUCAACACAACACUUUGCGUUGGCAGUCAUUUCUUAGGCAAUGCACAGAAGAAUGUCGACAAGCAGACGGGCGCCUAUGCGGGCGAGGAUAGGCGCGGACGAGCACCUAAAAAGAAUAAAAUUCCCGAUGAACUUGUGGAUGGUGUACAUCAGCAUAUCAAAAGCUACCCAACUUGGGUGCCGCAUAAAAACUACAAGACACGUUUUCUACACAGUUCAUUGAAUAUUGUUAAAAUGUACUCUGAGUAUAAAGAAGAAAUGGAACGACAAAAUAAGCCUGCGGUCAGUCCAAGUUACUUCCGUAAGGUUUUCCAUAGAGAUUUUAAAUUGGCUUUUCUCCAACCAACAUCUAAGCAUGCGCAUAAAGUAAGUUCACAAAGGAGAAGUAAUGACGCAUCUAACAAUGCUGCUACCUGCUCUAGCAACAACAUAGAUGGUACAUUGUUGAACUGUAGCGCAACUGCCGAUAUACCCAUAGCGUCAACACCAACAAAAAAACUCAAUCCAAACAUUUCCACAUUUACGGGUGAGGAAGGAGGUUUUUGGACGCAACUAACGCCAAAUGCAACCGAAACGAUGCGAUUUUUACAGCAGCGAUAUGCGCCUCAAGCACCCACGCCUGUGAUCAUGCAGUCAAUAUAUCAUCAACAACAGCAACAGCACCAGCAGCAACAACAACACCAACAACUACCACCACCAUCACUACCACUACCGCCACCAUCUAUGCCUACAUCUACCUACCACCUGCCACAAGCCAUUAACUACGUGCAUCAGCCACAUAUUAUGAACGCCGGCUAUGAAAGCGAGGAAUGCGCACGAAAUUUCCAUAUGCUUUAAAAUAGGAAUACAUUUUAGAUAAUAAAUAUAUUGUGUAAAACAUACGUAUGCACAUACCUAGCAUUAAGUGAUAAUUAUUUUCAUUAUUUACGCGUAGUCAUAGACAAAAUAAAGUAAACUCUAAAUAUUUUAGUUGACAAAGAAAUUCGUUCGCAAAAAAUAUACUCGUCAGUUGAUGCUGGGGUCUACAUCCUUGUAUAAAAGUCGGAUUUACAGGCCGACCUGCCUAAUGCGAAAGACAUGAAGCAAAACGCGUCAAGUGUAGCUGGCUAAAAACUUGAUUUUCAUGAAAUUUGGCGAAGAUGCUUCUCAGACCUAGAAGAAUGCCACUAAGGCGUAUAGUUUCCGUAGAAAUUUACCAUAAAAGAUUAUAGGCCUUUGAGUACAAAUUGAAUGUCACUUUGACAUGUUAAUUAGAGUAG